UUGAGAAAUUUGAAAUGCAGUCACAAUAUUGUAGGAUUAAGGGCAUUAGGAGUUUUCAAUAAAUUUAUAACAACACCUCUUUGGAAAAUUAUUGAAGCUGACAAUACACAUAUUCUAGACAUGAAUGCGCACUACCAUAAUCUCAUCCAAUUUUUAGAAGAUGUUGCGACAAAUGUAGAAUCAGCAAACGAACUCUUAACUGGCGAAAGGCGGCCAUUCCCCAAUAUAAAGAUAAAGAAAGAUGAAGUCUGGGAAGUUUUGGUCAAACAACAGACCAAUGAUGCAUAAACUGUGAGUCUGUUGAUGCAGAUGGCUGCCGCAACAUGCAAAUCAUUAAAAGAAAAAGUAAAAGAUCAUUUACCCGGUGGAAAAUUUGAAAAUGUUACAGCAGAGGUACAAAUACAAAUGAAAUCAGUCAUUCCACACAACAAAUUACCUGAGUGGGUAUUUGGAUACCUGGAUUGGCUCCUUAAACACAGACCAAAUUCAACUAGACUAGCCAAGGAAGCACACAUCGUUUACAAAUUGAACAAAACAUCAGAGUGGCUCCACAAAAAAAGUGAACUAGAGAUUGAAAAGCUAGUUCAAUGGUCAAAGAGAAUGUUACCCAUUAUCAAGUUUCAGGAGAAAGAGAGAAUCAAAGAAAUAAAAAAGCAAAUGGAGGAUUUAAGCAAAGCAAAGGAAGAAAAAAGCAAGACAAAAAAAGCCAAACAACAGGAAGAGAAAAGAGAAUUACUGGAUGCCAUCUUUGUACAAGGGCUCUGGAAGUCAAGGCAAGAAAUAGAAAUGAAACUACAACAGAAGUCAAAAACAGAGAAAAGAAAGAUGCUGACUAGUCAAAUAAAAUUUAGACAGUUAAUCCUAGAACAAUCAGCUGACAAAAAAACUUUCCAAAUAAGCAGAAUUGAAGGCAAGCCAGUUACUGUAGAUAUGCUGAUGUCGAACUUAGAGAUCUUAAUAAGAUUGGAAAAUGUAUCAGAAGUAGAAGAAGAAGUAGAAGAAACACUGACAGAAGAAUGAAAGGCGACAUAACAUUUACUUAAAAUUGAAAUAAAACACAUUUUCUUUUUGAUGAAUUUUAAAUAUAAACAAGUGGAGAUGUUAGAUAAACUUAAAUGAGACAGCAACCUAACAGUUCAAUCACAAUAUAUAUCUGGAGGUCAUGUCAAACUGUAUGCAAAAAUGAAGAUUGUGGUUUACAUUAAAAUUUUAAUACAUAUAUAAUAUAG
Messenger RNA from Mytilus californianus (California mussel), 1229 nucleotides. RefSeq lists its product as uncharacterized. NCBI's taxonomy places the organism in Eukaryota, Metazoa, Mollusca, Bivalvia, Mytilida, Mytilidae. Gene Ontology annotation, molecular function: 3'-5'-RNA exonuclease activity. The coding region runs from base 304 to 1020 and encodes 238 amino acids. The transcript is spliced from 2 exons. The record is from RefSeq and is a predicted model, not a curated record.